AUGGUGUCUCUCUGGCCUUGGAAGGGUGAGGACAACUCCCCAGCGCACUUCGAGAAGACACUCGCCGCUCUUUCGACCAAGAUCAACGAUACAACCGCGCGUUUAGACACCCACCGCCAAAAUGCCCGUCGUUUCAAAGCUCUCUGGACACUCUACACCACCUUCGCAUACCUCUUCUACUCGAUCAUCUUAGCUCUCGUCCUUGGCUGGCAGAAUUGGGGGAUCGUUGAAUAUUCUGCUGUUUCUGGCGGGCCGGUUUUGAUCUACGUCGUUAGGACAUUGGCCAGCCGAUUCUUCGACUACCGCAUCUCCAAGACGCAACAACAUCUGGACGAUUUGAAUAAACAACGAGACGUUACCAUCGAGAAACUUAAAGCGGCCACCAAAUACAACUCGACCCAACAAUUGCUUGAGAAGUAUGGCGGGGAGUCCCCUAAACCGUCACCGUCAAAGGGCGACGACGAGAAGCGCAAGUUGUUGGAGGCCCAGCGUAAACCGUCGACAGCGCAACAACAACAACAACAACAACAACAACAACAACCACCGGUAGCACGCACAGGACUGGCUCCGCCGCCGACAGCCAAUAUUCGACGACCUGUAACUCCAGUACAAUCGCCUCCCAACCCAUCCCCACCGUCUCCGUACGGAGCGCAAAACCAGCCUCAACCCUUUCCUCAGACCCCUCCUCAACCUCCGCUACCACGACAACCCGUCGAUGAGCCUGGAUUUGCCCCGAAUGCCUUCCCGAGAUCCUCCCAAUAUAUCGAACAAUCCCACUGGUACGACCGGCUCUUGGAUGUCCUCUUAGGAGAAGACGAAACACAACCCAAGAACCGGGUAGCAUUGAUCUGCCGCGCAUGUCGACUCGUCAACGGCCAGGCACCACCCGGCGUCCGGACUCUGGAAGAACUAGGUCGCUGGCGAUGCGGAGGCUGCGGAACAUGGAACGGCGAGGAGAGCGAAGCGACAAAGGUUCUCGCGAACAUCCGCAACUCCCAAUUCAGCGCAGGAGAGUCCACUUGGGAACCCGUGGCUAAGACCGAUGCGGACAACCACUCGCCAGUUGGAGACGCUACUGAGGCGGUUAUGGUCGCUGCGAAUGACUCGAGCCCAGAAACACCUGCAGGGCCGGUGGAAGAGGAAGAUGAAGAGCCCCAGUCCACCAGGGUAACUCGUAGCAGGGCAAAGGGUGGGAAUAGGAAGGGAUGA
Messenger RNA from Aspergillus glaucus CBS 516.65, 1209 nucleotides. RefSeq lists its product as uncharacterized. Gene Ontology annotation, cellular component: endoplasmic reticulum tubular network. The record is from RefSeq and is a predicted model, not a curated record. NCBI's taxonomy places the organism in Eukaryota, Fungi, Ascomycota, Eurotiomycetes, Eurotiales, Aspergillaceae. The coding region runs from base 1 to 1209 and encodes 402 amino acids. Gene Ontology annotation, biological process: endoplasmic reticulum tubular network organization. The transcript is spliced from 3 exons.